This is a messenger RNA of Paraphaeosphaeria sporulosa, 1492 nucleotides long. RefSeq lists its product as uncharacterized. Gene Ontology annotation, cellular component: mitochondrion. Gene Ontology annotation, molecular function: phosphatidylserine decarboxylase activity. Bases 135 to 1481 code for a protein of 448 amino acids. The record is from RefSeq and is a predicted model, not a curated record. Gene Ontology annotation, biological process: phosphatidylethanolamine biosynthetic process. Lineage: Eukaryota; Fungi; Ascomycota; Dothideomycetes; Pleosporales; Didymosphaeriaceae. The transcript has 2 exons.
CGCCAAGCUUCUUGCACACAUACACUACUGGCACGCAUUUACCUGGUACGGGCCUAGAGAAACAAGGGAAAAAGCUACAGAGCUCGAUUAUAAAAGCAAGCAAGACCAAGCUACAAUUUCUAACUUGAACAAACAUGGUUUUCCAAGACAGAGUAGACGAUGUGCCCCAGGAGCACCAAGUGCAUCGGCAGGGACAAUGGCUCCCAACAGACCACCGCAUUCACAGGGACUGGAUGAACAGCAUUAUCGAAAAAGUCGACGCCAAUCCAAAGGAUUAUCACCCAUUCAUCAAAGAGUUCAAAUCCCUCAUUGAGAACAACACUUGCAUCUAUCUUCUUGUGUCCUCAAUGUUCGAGGAAAUCCCAACCAAGAAGCCGUAUUCGCAAGACCCGGCAGGCCACAAGCAAGUUCGAGACUACGAGCACAUGUUGAUGCUCUUCAAUCAUAUUCUCACGACAGCGCCCGAAUGGAACGACCGAUCCUAUGGCGUCGGUAUGGUGGGGACUCCAAUGAACGCUAUCCUAGACUGGCCAAUGGGAACGCCAAGCGGCUUUGCCUUCUUCCUAGAUCCUGAUGUGAACAAGAUGCUCAAAAAGCUGCUGAAUGCCUGGGCAGAAUUUCUCUCUAGUCCCGCCUCCGCCUAUGUCCUCGGCAACGACUGCAUCGGCUGGUUCAGCGAGCAUGGCACGCAGGAUCUCUGCGCGACUGCUAACGUUGGCAAGACAUCAUACGCUUUUGAAGAGUUGUUCAAGUGCGAUCCUACCGCUAAGCACCAUGGCUUCAAGUCCUGGGACGACUUCUUCACGCGGCACUUGCACGAGGACAAGCGGCCCGUUGCUUCGCCCGAGGACGAUAACGUCAUAGCAAAUGCGUGCGAGUCGAAGCCUUACAACAUCGCCCGCAAUAUCGCUGCACGUGAUCGCUUCUGGAUCAAGGGCCAGCCCUACAGUCUGCUUGACAUGCUGGACCACGAUCCAUUGCAUGAGCACUUCGUUGGCGGCACAAUUUAUCAGGCCUUUCUCUCCGCGCUAAGCUACCAUCGCUGGCACGCACCUGUCUCAGGUACGGUCAAGAAAGCGUACGUGAAAGACGGAACGUAUUUCUCCGAGCCGCUUUUCGAAGGGCUGGGCGAUCCGACGACGAAGUCUAACGAUAUCAACAAAGCCGGUGAGGCAGAUGGGCAGGGGUAUCUGACCGCGACGGCUACGCGGGCGAUCAUCUACUUUGAAGCCGACAGCAAGGACAUCGGAUUAGUGUGCUUUUUGGGCAUUGGAAUGACGGAAGUGAGCACAUGCGACAUCACGGUCAAGGAGGCGCAACAUGUCAAGAAGGGUGACGAGAUUGGCAUGUUCCAUUAUGGUGGUAGCACGCAUUGUGUGAUCUUCAGGAAGGGGCUGGAGUUGGAGGCAUUCCCAGAGAUUGGGGGCGAGGAGAAUCUGCCUGUGAGGUCGAGGCUGGCAGCAAUCAAGGGACAUAGCUAAGUGGGCGCGGG